This is a messenger RNA of Osmerus eperlanus (European smelt), 2747 nucleotides long. It is a transcript of the gene lin54, whose product is annotated as lin-54 DREAM MuvB core complex component. Bases 227 to 2671 code for a protein of 814 amino acids. Gene Ontology annotation, biological process: regulation of DNA-templated transcription. Lineage: Eukaryota; Metazoa; Chordata; Actinopteri; Osmeriformes; Osmeridae. The transcript is spliced from 14 exons. The record is from RefSeq and is a predicted model, not a curated record. Gene Ontology annotation, cellular component: nucleus.
CGUAGCGAGCAAGCAGCACUAUCGUCCAGUCAGUGUGCCAGUGGUGCUGUCACAUAUUGAUGAUUUUGACAGACUUAACCUCAGUUAUCAUAGCCACAAUUCGAUGCCGAUCGAAUGUCUGAUAUAAACUGGUCCCAUUAAAUCAUCUUACAUCUUACAAACACGCGCGGCUUAUGUAUUUGGGGUUCAACAGAGUGACUACAAGCUGAGUUUGUGAGUCGCCAACAUGGAUGUAGUAUCGCCUGAACUCAACAGCCUACUUCCCGACGAGAUAAUGGACACGGAGGCAAUCGUAAUGGACGAUGACCCUCCCUCCCAGUCAUCUGCAGCCUUGGCCCAAUCAGAGCCCUGCCAGGACGCACCGGUCCCCAUGGAGACCGACGUGCCCAUCGUCCCGGAGAUCGUGAGCCUCUGCACAGAGGCCCCUCCCACGCAACGCACGCAUGUCCUGACCACCUCCACCAGCACAGACUCCGCCCUGUGCGGGGUGAGCUCCGAAACUCAGCUCCUCCUCACCCCCUCCAGCAUGUCGUCGCCCCCCCCCGCCCCGUCUCUCCGACCAAUCACCGCGUCCUCGUCCUCGACCACGCCCAUCCCCAAGAUCACGGGAGGCCCGGUCGGGGUGAGCGUCACCACGUCAGGGCUACAGAAACUCACGGCCCCUUUCACCAUCUCCGCCGCCAACCACCAGAUCAUCCUCAACAAGGUGGCCUCCUCGGACACGGCCAAGGCGGUUGCCACCACCACCACCCAGGUCAUCAAGCAGGACGGACAGAAGCUGUUGGUCACCACCAUCGGGAAAUCCGGGCAGCCCAUCGUCCUGCAGCUGCCUCACACGGGCAACAAGCCCGGAACAGGCCAGGGACCAGGGGACAGCAAGACCCAGCCUCCCCAGUUCAAGGUGGUGACCAUCGGGGGAAGGACUGAGUUGAAGCCGGUCAUGGGCCUGCAGACGGUGAGUUCCUCCGGCCAGGUGUCGACCCUUCAGGCCCAGCAGCUGAAGGCUGUACAGAUCGCCAAGAAAACGCAGGUAUCCUCCGCAGGACCCAUCAAGUUUAUCAUCACGAAAACUGUGAACAGCAAAGGCCUCACCGCUCAGACGUCAGUGUCGCCUGUUUUAGCAGGUCGCGUGUUGUCCCAGAGCAGCCCGGUCACUCCUCCCAGGACCAUCACCAUCUCGGAGCCCCUCAGCACCAGCGCACAGGGCCUCGCUAGCAACAAGAUAGCCAUAUCACCCCUCAAGUCUCCCAGCAAGUUGACGGUGGUGUCUGUAGCCUCCCAGUCACCCAGCUCUCCUCAGAAGUCUGUGACCCUGCCUAUCAGCAUGGCUCUGGGCCAGCAGAUCCUCACCAUGCAGCAGUCUGCUGCCUCGUCCCCAGCCAAGUCCACUGCCCAGAACCUGAAGUCGGUGCAGACGGUGGCGGUGGGAGCUCCCCAGUACAAGACCCUCGUCCCCCUGGCGGCCCAGCCCAGCGUGCAGCAGAUCCAGGUCCCAGGCAGCAGGUUCCACUACGUCCGCCUGGUCACGGCCACCACGGGGAGCAGCAUCAUGCACGCUGCCAACCCCAGCACCGCCUCCGUACAGACUGCCAAGCCCAUGGUGGUCAACGCUGGAGCUGUGAGGAUGUCCGUUCCAAUUGUCCAAACACAGACCAUGAAGCAGGUGAUCCCCAAGCCCCUGACGUCGGCGACCCAGGUGGUGACGACCCCCCAGACCCAGCAGCGCCUCAUCAUGCCCGCCACGCCCCUGCCCCAGAUCCAGCCCAACCUCACCAACCUGCCCCCGGGCACCGUGCUGGCCCCGGCCCCCGGGGGCAGCACCAUGGGCUACGCCGUCCUCCCCGCCCAAUACGUCACGCAGCUCCCUCAGUCGGCGUUUGUGACCCUGGCCAGCAGCGCCACCUUCCCCGCGCCCACGUCCAUCCAGAGCCAAGCCAGGCUGCCUGUUAACGGCUUGUCGACGUCAGACGCGGCCUCGAGGCCCCGCAAACCCUGCAACUGCACCAAGUCGCAGUGUCUCAAACUAUAUUGCGACUGCUUCGCCAACGGGGAGUUCUGCAACAACUGCAACUGUACGAACUGCUUCAACAACCUGGAGCACGAGACGGAGAGACUAAAAGCCAUCAAGACGUGUCUGGACCGUAACCCCGAGGCCUUCAAGCCCAAGAUUGGGAAGGGGAAGCAGGGGGAGUCGGACCGGCGGCACAGCAAAGGCUGCAACUGCAAGCGAUCGGGCUGCCUGAAGAACUACUGCGAGUGUUACGAGGCUAAGAUCAUGUGCUCGUCUAUCUGUAAGUGCGUUGGCUGUAAGAACUUUGAGGAGAGCCCCGAGAGGAAGACCCUGAUGCACCUGGCGGACGCGGCGGAGGUCAGAGUUCAGCAGCAGACCGCGGCCAAGACAAAGCUGUCCUCCCAGAUCUCCGACCUGCUCACGCGGACCGCGCCCACCAUGGCCAGCGGAGGGGGGAGAUUGCCCUACACGUUCGUGACGAAGGAGGUGGCGGAGGCGACGUGCGAGUGCCUGCUGGAGCAGGCGGAGCAGGCGGAGCAGGACCACCACCCCCAGGCCCAGGCCGAGAGGAUGAUCCUGGAGGAGUUCGGACGCUGUCUCAUGAGGGUCAUUAACUCAGCCGGCAAGGGCAAAACGGACUGCCCAUCCAUCCACUGCUAGGCCGGGCCACCUGGCGUGCUCUCGCUCUCUGUCUCUUUCUCUCUUUCACCCACUCUCCCUCAGAGAGCCAGGACUG